AUGAACAAACGAACACUCGCUCUUGAAAUUCUCACCGACCAAUUUGGUGAUGUGAUUGGAAAGGUCGGAGGUGUGCUGAUGCAAUUUGGGCCACAAACAAUGGCCGAAUUAAUUCAAGCAACUUCUAUGCAAUUUCCUCACAUUCGGAAUGCUUUGCUUGUAUUGAUUCAACACAAUAUGUGUAUUUAUUAUGAUAAGAAUAUUUAUUUACAAAAAUUGGAACAAGCAGGAAAGCAAGGAGAGGCCUCAGAAGAAGAUGACAUGAAGACUCAAACAGAAAAACAACGAGAACAAGAAGAGAAAAAAGAAAGGUGGAAACACAAAGGUGGUGGAGGAAAUGAUAUCGGAGUGGCUCCAACUGCAGCAACUGAACCACAAGAACCCGAGUCCAUACGGAACGAAAAGCAAAAACUAUUUGAAAAGCAAAGCAAAAUUAUUUAUUACCAAAUUGUUAUUGAUAAUAUCAUUGUGAGAUUGAAGAGUGCCAAAUUCUUAGAUAUUGUAAAGACUAAAUAUGGAGGUGAUGGAGAAGAAUUGUUGCAUACCUUGCUGCAACAUGGAAGGCUGACUAUGAAGGAUUUAAUUCAAAAAUCGUUGGAAACAUCUUCUCAUAACAAUGACUUGAUGUUCUCAACUGAGAGUAAAAGGUCUGCAUUUCUCACAACUUUCCAAAAGAUGGUAAAAGAUAGAUAUAUCAAACGAGUACAGCCUUAUAUGUCCUCUGUUCAACUCGAAGAGCAAAAAAAGAAAUCUAAAGAGAAUACCAACUCUACUAGCGACAUUUUAAACAAAAUUGCCAAACAGAAUAAGGAGAAGGAAAAAAAGAAGAAGACAGAGAAAAAAGGAAGCAGCAAAAAAAGGAAGACUCUUGUUGAUGACGAUGAAGAGGAAUCAUCUUCAAAUCUGGAGCCUGAGAAAAAAAAGAAAAAGCAAACAACAGAAUCAAAUCUUGAAUUUGAUGUAGAAGAUAAUCUAGCUGAAUCAAACUUAGAAGAAGACAGUACUUCUUUCAUUGACGCUGAAAAUAUUCUUUGGACCACAAACUAUGCUCAAUUUAUCAGAACUUUUAGAAAUGAAUCCAUUUUGCAAUAUGUGGAAUCUAAGCUAGGAGAACAAUUUGCAGCAAUUGUUGCAGCGGCAUUUGAAGAAACUGCUCCAUAUCAACGAUCAAAGAAUGAUCCAAUGUCAACUCCCAUCAAGUUUGAAAGGUUAUAUGAAAGAAUACAAGAGAAAGAGGAAAUUGGCAGAAAAGUUCUUGAAAAUAAUCUGACCUUUUUGUACAAUCCUGAACUCGACAUUUUGAGGCAAAUGGGAAAAGACACUUAUGUCAUCAAUCUGAAAGGAAUUUCUGACAAGAUCAAACGACAAGAAACAGAGGUAAUCAUUACUCAAAAAUUUAGUGUGAUUGGUUGUCGAUUAUUUAGAUUACUGAUCGAAAAGAAGUUUUUAGAGCAACGACACAUCGCUGAAUAUGCACUUCUUCCUUCUCAUGAAGCUAGAACUCUGUUAUUUAACAUGCUCAGAGGAGGAAUGUUACAUCUUCAGGAAAUUGCAAAGAAUAAGGAGCAUGCACCUGAGCAGACCUUUUUCUUAUGGAGUGUUAAACUGGACGAUGUAUUUGAGAAGUUAGUUGAUGACAUGUAUAAAACUGUGCGAAAUUUGAGAAUGAGAUUGAAGCAUGAACAACAACAAAUUAUUGAAUCAGGCAUACUAGAAAGCGCUUAUUUGAGUGAAGAACAGGAAAAUCAAAUUAAGAGCUUGAAUAAUAUUGAAGACAGAUUGGAAGCAUCUCUCAUCAAGUUAGUUGACUUAAUUACCAUUUUUGAAGAUUUUUAA
This is a messenger RNA of Naegleria fowleri, 1836 nucleotides long. RefSeq lists its product as uncharacterized. Gene Ontology annotation, molecular function: single-stranded DNA binding. Gene Ontology annotation, biological process: DNA-templated transcription. NCBI's taxonomy places the organism in Eukaryota, Heterolobosea, Eutetramitea, Acrasida, Naegleriidae. The transcript is spliced from 2 exons. The record is from RefSeq and is a predicted model, not a curated record. Gene Ontology annotation, cellular component: RNA polymerase III complex. The coding region runs from base 1 to 1836 and encodes 611 amino acids.